Messenger RNA from Dermacentor andersoni, 1531 nucleotides. RefSeq lists its product as uncharacterized. The record is from RefSeq and is a predicted model, not a curated record. Lineage: Eukaryota; Metazoa; Arthropoda; Arachnida; Ixodida; Ixodidae.
UCUUGGCUGUGCCGCCCGCGAGAGCGCCGCAAGCGAGCCGCCGCGCGUCGUCGGCUUCCCUGUCGGGGCGCUGGCUAAGCCUAACGAAGCUUUCACCCGGCGCCGCGAUGCGAAAAGCUACGCGACGGAGCUGAGUGAAACACACCGCGCGGAGGCAUGCCUCGGGGCAAACCCAGGGGUCGCCGUGAGACCGGCGACGUUGUGAAAUGGCAAAUCAUCGAGCUCUGGGAGGCGGGUGUCAAGAACAAGAGCGAGAUCGCGCGCCGACUCCACCUGUCGUGGACGGCCGUCAACCUUUGGGUGCAACGCUGGGAGAGCGAGGGCCACCUGAACGUACGGCCCCGCUCGGGCCGGCCGCGCACCACUUCGGGUGACGAUGAAACCACCGUGAACACGUACACGGCCUUCUACGGCCCCGGGGGAGCGCCGCCCAAGCCUGCCGUUCAGGUCAAGCUAGAGCGGCCGGACGAGCGGCUCUCGACGCACCAGCACCACCACCCCCCGUCGUUUGCGGCUGCUGCCAGCGUCGCUGCCGCGACUAGUGGCUGCGAAGGCACCGACCCGUCGGCGGCGAACGGCCCCUUGCCGCUGCUUCCGUUGCGUCAACUUUCCGACCCCACUUGCUUCGCGAACCAUCAGAGCGCCUUUAAAAGGAGCUUUGAGAACGGCGGCGACCCCCACCACCCGGCCGAGCGGCAUGAGGAAGUGGUCGGUCUCGACCCGCCGCCGCCGCAAAGACUCAGCCUCGCUACUCAGACGGACGGCAGCAGCACGACGCCGCCCUCUGAAAUGGCUGGAUAGCCGACGCUCGCCCGCGAUGGACUAAAGCUCCUUUAUUUAUUGUAGUUCUCACUGCGAGACUACCCCGCACCUCAUCCAGGGGUGGGACAGAUCCGAUGGUGACGCGCGCGUCUCUACGCUUGUGUUUACGGAGGCGCCCCGCCGGCUCGCUCGCAGUGUUUAUACACUCGCUUAUUGUGCGAGUUUCUAGCGGAAGCGCCUGAAUUUUCUUAAAUGAACUGAGCGUACCUGGACAUGUGUGCGUCACUGUAGACCAUGCCCUAGACAUUCCAAAGCGCGAAAAAAAAAAAAAGAAAAGAAAACAGCGCUUGUUUCUGGUCGUGUCAAAUAUUUCGUGUACGAAUCUGAAGUGUAAAUAAUGCAAGGGUGGAGUGAAACACUUUCUACAACUUCGUGGUUUUAUUGCACUUAUCAUCGUUAGCGGCAGCUAAUCGUUUAGAGGACGUUCUUGUGGCUAGUUAACGCUCUUUUUUAGAUUGUGUGUGCUGCACGCUUUUGCGACUUUUAUCUGCAGUACUUUUAGCCUGCCGCUGCUGAUCGUAGAAUAAUGACAAUGUUUUCGCCCUUCCUCUGGUCUCGUACAUAGUCAGUAGAUGCCCGGUGAUUUUAAUAUAUUUAUGAAGCAGUGUGGAAUAAAUGUGAUCUCUCUGCACCGCUAUGUAUACAAGCGAUGCAGUCAAUGCUAACCAUGCCUUGAACGCAUUGUAAUAAAACAACAUGGAGCAGCAAA